CCCACCCCACCUACUUUUCAUUACCAUUUCCUUUCUUCCCUUUUCCUCUUCUUUCUUCUUACCCAUAGCCUGAAAAAAAAUCAAGAAACCCCUCUCUGUUUUUGAUGGAAGCUACUCUUGGUCUAAUGGAUUUAGCUGGUGAUCAUGGUGGAGGAGGAACUGAUGGGUCAAUUUCAACAGUGUCAAAGGAAGAUAAUAUGGUGUUGUUAUCAUCUGAGGCUUCUUCUUCAUCAUACCCUGAUGAGUCUGAGCUUGAAUUGGGUCUUGGACUAAGUCUUGGUUCUAAGUCCAAUAAAACUGGAGCUUCAAGGGCUAAAUUCUUGACGGCUAAAGAUUUCCCUUCUUUGGGUUCCAAUUCAUUUUCUUCAUCUUCCUCUUCUUCAGCUACUAAAAUUAAUAAUAAUAAUGCUUCCUGUGGCACCAAGAGAGCUGCUGAUUCUAUUUCACCUCCCCGUUCUACUGUCAGUCAGGUUGUUGGAUGGCCUCCUGUAAGAACUUAUAGGAUGAAUACCCUAGUUAACCAGACAAAAUCACCACCCACAGAAGAAUUUUGCGGGGCAAUUGAGAAAUGCAAAAGCAAAAAUAUCAUCACUAAUGCGAGUAGCAGCAAGAGCAACAGUUUUGCCAAGGAGAAAGGGCUCAUCAAGACUUCCAUGUUUGUGAAGGUCAAUAUGGAUGGAGUUGCAAUUGGAAGGAAGGUAGAUCUGAAUGCUCAUAGUAGCUAUGAGAACUUGGAACAGACUUUAGAUAGGAUGUUCUUAAAACCCAACACUGCGGUUUGUGCAAGAUCGUCAAAUGCACAAGAGCUAAGUGUCAUGUCAGAAACGUCAUCUUCAAGAUUAUUAGAUGGAUCAUCAGAAUUUGUGCUGACUUAUGAAGACAAAGAAGGAGACUGGAUGCUUGUUGGAGAUGUUCCAUGGGAAAUGUUUAUUAGCUCCGUCAGGAGACUACGAAUCAUGAGGACAUCUGACGCCAAUGGACUUGCUCCAAGUUUCAUGGAAAGAAAUGGAAGACAGAGGACUAAGCCUAUAUAGGUCAGAUAAAGAAGCCCCUUAUUGGAAGGAUGAAGUACAGAAGGAAAUUAUAGUGGAUUAUAAAAUAAUUUCUCAGUAACAAACUGGUCAUAUGUGAUCUUAUUGGCUUUUUUUUUUUUUUUUUUUUUUAACCUCACGGGUAACAAACUGGUCAUAUGUGAUUUUUUACUUCACUCUCUGGGAGGAGAGGCGUUUUGGUAGAUUAUGGAAGAUGCUGGUAUAUGUCAUACACUGCGAUCUUCAGAGGUAGUUGUGAGCAUGGAUGUGUCCACUUAUACUGUACUAUGUUUAUCCUGAAACAGGUGAACACUAAUGUUGUUGAAAGGAAAGUUUACAAGGUUCAUACUGGGAACCUUUUUUGUUGGUUGAUAAAACCUUUAAUUAUUUCAUGUUUGUAUUU
Nicotiana tabacum (common tobacco) is the source of this 1434-nucleotide messenger RNA. The record is from RefSeq and is a predicted model, not a curated record. NCBI's taxonomy places the organism in Eukaryota, Viridiplantae, Streptophyta, Magnoliopsida, Solanales, Solanaceae.